CAUUUGACCAAGACACCUUUUCGAACAGCACAGCAAAAUUUACCAUAUAAAUUAUAGUUGUAAAUUUCUUGGUUUAGUUAGCGAAGGUUCUCCAUGUCUGCAACUUCAUAAACGGGAGACAAAGGAGUUUGAUACGGAAAUCAUCAACUGGCUCAAAAAGUACGCCGGCUGUGUAGCAGACGACGCCAUUUUUUCUAAUCGACAAUUAAUUAAUCGGCCGUAUCUGUGCAAUAAUAUAAAAGACAAUCACAAUGUCUGUUCCUCAGAGACGACAGGGUGGAGAGGAUUCUCUAUAUAGAAUCCCACCCUACUAUUACAUACAUGUAUUAGAUCAGAAUACAAAUGUUACCAGGUUAACUAUUGGACCACAGACUUAUAUCCGACAAGACAAUGAAAGAAUUGUUUAUGGACCUGAGAAAAUGUUGGUGGUGCCACCCAGACAUUAUUGUGUAAUAGAAAACCCUGUUGUUAGAAAUGCUGAUAAUGAAGUAGUCGCAGAUAAAGCUGGACAAAUCAAACUCUAUCAUGCUGAUCAAGAAAUACGUCUAGCUCAAGAACCCUUUCCAUUAUACCCAGGUGAAGUCUUAAAACAGCCUGUAACCCCAUUGAAAAUAGUGCCAGCCAAUGCUGCAUUGAGAUUAAGAGCUAUUUUAGAUUUUGAAGAUGAUGCAGGAGAAAAGAGGAUAGCUGGUGAUGAAUGGUUGUUUGAAGGCCCAGGUACAUAUAUUCCACGAAAGGAAGUAGUUGUUGAAGAGACUAUCCGUGCUACUAUUAUUAAACCUAAUCAAGCUAUUAGACUGAGAGCUCGUAAGGAAUGUAUUGAUAGAGAAUUGGGAAAACAACGAGUUACAGGUGAAGAAUGGGUUGUAAAAAAGACCGGGGCAUAUUUACCUGGUGCUUAUGAAGAAGUUGUUGAUGUUGUCAAUGCCUAUGUAUUAACAGAAAAGAAAGCCUUACACAUGAGAGCCAUCAGAACAUAUGUUGAUGAUUUUAAAAUUACCAGAAAGAAUGGAGAAGAAUGGUUGAUUACAAUGAGAGAUACUGAAACACAUAUUCCUAAUGUUUAUGAAGAGGUUGUAGGAGUAGUUAAUAUUACCACAUUAAAUAAUCGCCAAUAUUGUGUUGUGCUUGAUCCUACAGAUGAUGAUGGCAAACCACAACUUGGUAAACGUAAGCUUAUCAAGGUAAAUGCUUAUAUUUAA
Patella vulgata (common limpet) is the source of this 1202-nucleotide messenger RNA. RefSeq names its product major vault protein. Gene Ontology annotation, cellular component: cytoplasm; nucleus. NCBI's taxonomy places the organism in Eukaryota, Metazoa, Mollusca, Gastropoda, Patellidae. Bases 252 to 1202 code for a protein of 316 amino acids. The transcript is spliced from 8 exons. The record is from RefSeq and is a predicted model, not a curated record.